Danio rerio (zebrafish) is the source of this 2364-nucleotide messenger RNA. Lineage: Eukaryota; Metazoa; Chordata; Actinopteri; Cypriniformes; Danionidae. The record is from RefSeq and is a predicted model, not a curated record.
CACAACUUGACUUGGAGUUCAAGGUUAUCCAAAUGCUGCAAAAUUAUACCUUACAAAUUACUCAUAUAUGUGUUUAUGAUUUCUGUCAUUCAUUUGCGUCCAUGUUAGGGGCACAUAGAAAGUGGCUGUUGACCAGGAUUGAGGAACCUGUUUUACAGACACACCUGUUUUACCCACGUGACUCAAACACUGAAGCAGGAAAAAGAAACAUUUGAUUGAGAAGCUGCUGUUUUUGUGUCUCUCUACAUUCAUACAAUAAAAUGGCAGAAGCAAGAUUUUCUCAGGAUGAGUUCUUGUGUCCAGUCUGUCUGGAACUUCUGAAGGAUCCUGUGAGCCUCCACUGUGGACACAAUUAUUGUAAGGGCUGUAUUAGCGGCUUCUGGGAUCAGGAGGAUGAGAAGAGAGUCUACAGCUGCCCUCAGUGCAGACAGACCUUCAGUCAAAGACCUGCUUUAGCUAAAAACACCAUGCUGGCUGAAGUGGUGGAGAAGCUAAAGAAGACUAAACCUCCUGCUGACUGCAAAGCGGGAGCUGGAGAUGUGCAGUGUGAUGUCUGCACUGGAACAAAAUACAAAGCCAUCAAGUCCUGUCUGCAGUGUCAGGAAUCUUACUGUCAAACUCAUUUUGAGAACCAUGAAGAGUUUCACUUUCGUAAAUCACACAAAGUGAUUGAUGCAACUGGACAACUGCAGGACAUGAUCUGCCAGAAACAUAAGAAAGAGCUAGAAAUCUACUGUAUCACUGACCAACAGUGCAUCUGUGAGCUGUGUAAGGAGUUUGAACAUACAACUCACGAAACACUAUCAGUUGCAGAACAAAGGAAAGAGAAACAGAAAGAGCUGAAGGAGACACAGGUAAAGCUCCAGGAGAGUCUCCAGCAGAGACAGCAAGAACUUCAGCAGUUGAGGGAGGCAGUGGAAUCUCAUAAGCGCUCUGCACAGACAGCAGUGAAAGACACUGAAAGGAUCUUUACUGAGCUCAUUUGCUCCAUUGAGAAAAGAUGUUCUGAGCUCACACAGAUUAUCAGAGAUCAAGAAAAGACUGCAGUGAGUCGAGCUGAAGGACACAUGGAGUGGCUGGAGCAGGAGGUUGAAAAUCUGAGAAGGAGAAACGCUGAGCUGGAGCAACUUUCACACAAAAAAGAUCAUGUCCAGUUUCUGAAGAGUUUCCAGUCUUUCUCAGCUCCUCCUGAAUCUACAGAUGUUUUAUCCAGUUCUCUCUUGUGUUUCGAUGGCCUGAGCGAAUCUGUUUCUCAGUUGAAAGACAAACUGGAGGACUUUUGCAAAAAGGAGCUCAAGAAGAUCUCAGACAGAGUGACAAAAACUAGUCCCAAGACCAGGAACGACUUCCUACAAUAUUCCCAUCAGUUCACUCUGGAUCUGAACACAAUGAACGAUCAUCUCCGUCUGUCUGAGAGCAACAGAGUGAUUACUGGUGCUGAAACAGCACAGCCAACUUUUGAUCAUCCAGACAAAUUUAAUGGUUGGCCUCAGGUGUUGUGCAGAGAGAGUGUGCGUGGACGCUGUUACUGGGAGAUAGAAUGGAGUGGCGAUGUUGGUGUGAUAUUAUCAGUAUCUUACAAAAGCAUCAGUAGGAAGGGAUUUGGGAACGAGUGUGCAUUUGGAGGUAAUGAUAAGUCCUGGAGUUUAGCCUGUUUUCCAACCAGAUACUCAUUUUGGCACAAUAGUAAACGGACCGAUCUCUCUGUAAAGCCCAUUAGCCGUAUGAUAGGAGUGUAUGUGGAUGAGAGUGCAGGAAUUCUGUCCUUCUACGGCAUCUCUAACACAAUAAGCCUCAUCCACACAGUCAAGACCACAUUUACCCAGCCGCUCUACCCUGGUUUUACUGUUGAUCCUCGUUCAUCUGUAAAACUGUGUUAGUGAAACACAAUGACCGAUUAGACUUUGGCUGCGAGAUUAAUCAGAUGACAGUGACUUCUUUAAAGGGUGAUGAAAAAUCUACUUUUCAAGCUAUUUGGACAAACAUAUGUGUAUAUAGUGUAUAAACCAUCAUAUUGGGGUGAUAUAAACACACCCAGUCCUUUUUUUUUUCAAUUUAACAACAUAAAAACAACAUAAGAGCGGUUUUCAGACCGACUUUACGUAGGAGAGUGGCCCCACCGCCCACCAAAUUGAUUGACAGCAGCAAAGUGACAGGAUACAAGUAAAUGACGCUACAGAUCCAUUAGGUAUGGAGUCCAUCUAGGGCCAUAUAUACUUGCAUCAUAAAACAAAGUUUUGCAAACAAAAAUAAAUUAUUGAACAAAAAAUUGCAAAAUGAUUAAAUUCUUUUUAAAAAAUAAAAAAAGAGAAAUAAAAAGGAAUUCUGCAAACAAAGAGAAAGAACUGCAAAUAAAAAUCAAGU